GUUCAGGAUGUCUUCGAGCGCAUCGCUGGUGAAGCUUCCCGCCUCGCUCACUACAACAAGAAGUCAACCAUCACAUCUCGUGAGAUCCAGACCGCUGUUCGUCUUCUUCUUCCCGGUGAAUUAGCCAAGCACGCCGUCAGUGAAGGCACCAAGGCCGUCACCAAGUACACCAGCAGCAAGUAAACAGUUUACUGUUUGCUACAAAACAACGGCUCUUUUAGGAGCCACCACAUGAAUCGAAAGAUCAUGACAAAAUGCUUUUACUUUAUUUCAAUAAAUUAAUUAAUUCACGAACGAAAUACAAGAAAACGUUUUUU
This is a messenger RNA of Exaiptasia diaphana, 317 nucleotides long. Its product is annotated as late histone H2B.L4. Gene Ontology annotation, molecular function: DNA binding; structural constituent of chromatin; protein heterodimerization activity. Gene Ontology annotation, cellular component: nucleosome. The record is from RefSeq and is a predicted model, not a curated record. Lineage: Eukaryota; Metazoa; Cnidaria; Anthozoa; Actiniaria; Aiptasiidae.